AUGGACGAUGAGGUGACUGGCCGUCAAAGCGAGCCGUGUUCACCUCAACCAUCAACGAGUCAGGAAACGAGGAACAGUGAUCACGAGGAGCAGCCGGAGCAACCCACGACCAAUUGUCAAGAGGCGUCAACUUCAUCGAACCCUUCUUCAUCAAUGGCUCCAUUGAUGCCAUUCUCCAUGCCAGUUCAACAAAAUGUCAAGUUCAUGAAGAGAAAAACGCAGAGAGAUGUAAAGCGCUAUUGCUCUUUGUGUCGACAACAUGGACUACUCGAGGAAACGAGAGGACACUCGUGCUCGAAAAGGGAUUGCGAAUGCUUAAAGUGUAAAUUGAUGCGUCGACGUCGCGAGAUUAUGACUAGCCAAAUUCGGCUCCGACGUGAACAGGAACGAGUGAUGGAGAGGAGAUUCGACGGAGAGAUCCCCGCAUCAUCGCAGCGCAUAAAUCACGCAUCCACGUCGCCUAAACAGUCUCCGCAUUGCUCAACGCACAUCACAAUUGAGGAGGCCAUCACAGCCGUUUACGCGUGUCAGAAGUGCAAAAAUCAUGGCAUAAUGCAGUCGAAGAAGGAUCACAUCAAAGAUUGCCAAUUUUCGACAUGCGAGUGCCCGCUGUGUUCGCUGAUCGAUUCACGAAGGAAAGUCGAAAUCUGCAUGAAAGAGUGCCAAGCCAGUGAACCGUCAACAUCGGGU
Mesorhabditis belari is the source of this 690-nucleotide messenger RNA. The record is from the annotation of a GenBank genome assembly. Lineage: Eukaryota; Metazoa; Nematoda; Chromadorea; Rhabditida; Rhabditidae.